AACCCGGGUUUACAUUAUGCUAUUGUUUGGGAACUUGCUAUUUCCCGAAGGGACGGGAAAUAGCAUAAAUUUUAUGUACUUGAGUUUGCUCGGGGACAUUGAUAGAAUAAGCACAUAUAGUUGGGGUUCUGCAGUAUUAGCAUUCCUAUAUAGCUCUUUGUGUAAAAAUGCACAAAAUGAGCACUGUACAUUUUCUGGAUGUGCUUUUUUGCUUCAAACAUGGGGGUGGUGGAGAUUGCCGAGGCUAGCCCCAGAAAAUCCUAAUGACUACUCCUUCCCCUACGCAACUAGGUUCAUUACAACCGGACUGGAUUACAGUCUUACCCCCAAAAAUAAAAUUAUAUUUUAUCGUCAACUGUUGGAUCGUCUCCGAGCACAGGAUGUAUUACCACUAAAUCACUCAACUUCUAACUGAUUUAUUAAUGUCAUGCAUUCUCGAUAAAUAACAUAUUUACUUUUUUCUUUGCAGUUUAUUUGGAGGCCAUAUUUGGGAUUGGAACAUCAACCCAACCCCGAAGAUGCAGCUGUUUGGACAGCAAAAACGGCCAUAAUGCGGUUCACCACUGUGGAGAUGCACCAAAGUGACCGUGUCAAGCUUCAAUUCGGAAUGCAUCAAGAAAUCCCAGGCCCCCCAAUGUCUAUGGAACCUUGGCAUCUAAAAAAAGUCAGCCACCAGUGGUAUGCCCAAAAUUGGAAGGAAUUUACUAAGGAGUUUCGAAAAAUGUGGAAAGACCGUGCCCACUAUGUUCUACAAUUUCCGGUGGCGCCCAACGAAAUGAAGCCGACAAGGGAAUAUGUGGAAUGGUAUAGAGCAAAUACCAAUCCAGAAAUGAUUGUGUCUGACCCGUUCUAUUUGGACGAUCCCCGGAUGCAACAGCCAUAUUUCCAACAACAACAACCACCACAGUAUUCCCAACAACAACAACCACCACCUUAUUACCAACAACAACCACCACAACCAUUUUACCAACAACAACCACCACCACCUUAUUACCAACAACAACCACCACCACCAUAUUAUCAACAACAACAACCACAACACAUGUCCACCCCCCAACCAAAUCAACAAUACAUACCACAAACUCAAUCCCAAUACCAUGAAGACUACCAACAACAAACUCAACAUUCCCACCACCAUCAACAGUCCUAACACCUACCACAAUAUCAAUCCCCCUACUUCCACCAAUCCCAACACUUCCAACACGACAAUUUCCCAAGCUCUUCCAGUCCUCCACCUAGCCCCGACACGGGUAUACAAGAGGACUACCAACAGGACUACUACACACCACAACAAACAUUGCACUUUGGCCAACCCGAUUCAACCCUAAACUACCAAAGACCACAAUUCGAUGGCGCACCCAGCAGUAGUCAGUUUGUCCCACCGAGACAAAGCUUCGAGGGCGCAGAGGGGACCCGUCUUUCCU
Molecule: messenger RNA, 1424 nt
Organism: Lathyrus oleraceus (garden pea)
Lineage: Eukaryota; Viridiplantae; Streptophyta; Magnoliopsida; Fabales; Fabaceae
Product: extensin-2-like
Exons: 2
Coding region: 551-1150 (199 amino acids)
Source: RefSeq, a predicted model, not a curated record